GAGCGGGUGAGGCCGCGCCUCUUCCGUCCAGUUGCCCUGCUGUCGCAUGUGGAGUGGCAAACACGGCCCGGGGGGUGUUCGUGUAAACGCCUAACCUUGGCGACCGGACUGGCGAGAUGGCGGCGGAGGUGUUGUCGAGUGCGAGGUGGCUGUACUGUGGGGAGCCCGACGACAGCCACAGAGCAGUACUGGUCCAGUUCUCCAAUGGGAAGCUGCAGAAUCCAGGCAACAUGCGCUUUACCUUGUACAAGAGCAAUGACUCCACAAACCCCAGGAAGAGAGGUCAGCGGAUCCUGACAGCUGAAACAGACAGACUUUCCUAUGUGGGAAACAAUUUUGGGACUGGAGCCCUCAAAUGCAACACUCUGUGCAGGCACUUUGUGGGAGUCCUGAACAAGACCUCUGGCCAGAUGGAGGUGUAUGAUGCUGAAUUGUUCAACAUGCAGCCACUGUUUUCAGAUGAAUCAGUCGAGAGUGACUCGACACGAGAGAAUGAGGCCAGAACUUUUAGAGAAAAGAUGGAUUCUUGCAUUGAAGCCUUUGGAACCACCAAACAGAAGCGGGCUUUGAAUUCCAGAAGAAUGAACAGAGUUGGCAAUGAAUCUCUGAAUUGUGCAGUAGCUAAAGCCGCAGAGAAUAUUAUUGAUGCAAAGGGUGUGACUGCUCUGGUCAGUGAUGCCAUCCGUGAUGAACUGCAAGAUGACUCCCUGUACCUUCCUCCCUGCCAUGCUGAUGCAGCCAAGCCUGAAGACGUGUAUAAAUUUGAAGACCUUCUCUCCCCUGCUGAGUAUGAAGCUCUUCAAAGCCCAUCUGAAGCUUUCAGGAAUGUCUCAUCAGAGGAAAUCCUGAAGAUGAUCGAAGAGAACAGCCACUGCUCCUUUGUCAUAGAAGCGUUGAAGUCUUUGCCAUCUGAUGAGGAGAGCCGAGACCGCCAGGCCCGAUGCAUAUGGUUUCUGGACACGCUCAUCAAAUUUCGAGCACAAAAAGUGAUUAAGCGGAAAAGUGCCCUGGGACCUGGGGUCCCCCACAUCAUCAGCACCAAGCUGCUGAAGCACUUCACCUGCUUGACCUACAACAACGGCAGCCUACGGAACUUAAUUUCGGAUUCGAUGAAGGCGAAGGUCACCGCGUAUGUAAUCAUACUGGCUUUGCACAUAAGCGACUUCCAGAUUGACCUGACACUGUUACAGAGGGACUUGAAGCUCAGCGAGAGAAGGAUGAUGGAGAUAGCGAGGGCCAUGAGGCUGAAGAUCUCUAAGAGAAGGGUGUCUCUGGCAGCUGGCGGGGAGGAGGAUCACAAACUGGGCACUCUGUCCAUCCCGCUGCCUCCAGCCCAGACCUCGGACCGCCAGUCAAAGCGGAGGAGGAUCACCUAGAGGGUGCUUUCCAGAUGGAGCAUUUUGGCCACACGGAGCCACUACUUGUGUUCAUUUCUAUUUUUAUUUUUAAAAUGAGAAGGAAAAAGAAGCCUUGCUUUGGCGUGGGUACGAAGCCAGAAGCAGCAUCUCAAGUCGUGCUUGUGUUUGGUGGAAACAUAAAGUGAUCACCAUGUUGGACUUCACCUCUCCCCUCUGGUGUCGCUGUGAUUAUAAAUGGCAGGCGGUUCCUGUGGGAGGGUGGGGCCUGGGGAAGUCCGAGCCAACAGAUCUCGCAGGCUGAACCCUAGGCCAGAUCUAAUGGAUCAGUGUUAAUAAAGAGGGCUGUGAAGAGA
Messenger RNA from Herpailurus yagouaroundi (jaguarundi), 1711 nucleotides. It is a transcript of the gene POLR1E, whose product is annotated as RNA polymerase I subunit E. Gene Ontology annotation, molecular function: DNA binding. The record is from RefSeq and is a predicted model, not a curated record. Lineage: Eukaryota; Metazoa; Chordata; Mammalia; Carnivora; Felidae. Gene Ontology annotation, biological process: DNA-templated transcription. The transcript is spliced from 12 exons. Bases 117 to 1376 code for a protein of 419 amino acids.